Molecule: messenger RNA, 4713 nt
Organism: Ceratosolen solmsi marchali
Lineage: Eukaryota; Metazoa; Arthropoda; Insecta; Hymenoptera; Agaonidae
Gene: Fur2
Product: furin-like protease 2
Exons: 17
Biological process (GO): protein processing
Cellular component (GO): trans-Golgi network; Golgi membrane
Molecular function (GO): serine-type endopeptidase activity
Source: RefSeq, a predicted model, not a curated record
UUUGUUUAUUGUCUCGACUUUUAGUAAGUAGAAUAGUCAAGUAGUGGAAAGUAGUAACCUCGCUUAACCAAGUGAUGAUUGAACAUAGUGAAGAAAGCUUCAGUUAAGCCACACUGUUACGCUACGUGUAGCUUUGUCAGUUUAUUCCAUGACAACACUUUUCUACUCCCGUUUUUUCACAAAUAAAUACUGACAAAUACAAAUAAAAUAUAGAAAAUGGAGUAAAAAAUUCAAGAAACAAAGUCUCAAAUAUUUGCUGGCUUUAUCAUUUGGAAAAGAUCAAUAAAUUUAUAAAAUUUAUAGCUAAGUGAGUUUAGUAAAGAACAAAGCUUACAUGGUGAUCAUCAUAAAAAAUUUAUUCUAAUAUUGUGUACGAACAUAAAAAUAUUGUUGUCAGGACGAUGAGCUGCAUUGUAGUGACUUUUAUAUGGAUUGGAAUUUUAAUGACUGUGUCAGUAAAUUCCAAGUUACAAAUUCGUUCACGUCCAGUACUGAUAUACUCAAAUCAGUUUGCAGUACAUGUGCCAGCUGGAGCUGAAGUAGCAUCUAACAUCGCUGAAAAACAUGGGUUUUAUAAUUAUGGACAGAUUGGUUCUUUGUCAAAUUACUACCUAUUUGAACACAAAAGACUUCAUAAACGAUCUCUCAGUAUUAGUGAGCAUCAUGAAAAAAUAUUCAAAGAAGAACCAUAUAUACAUUGGUUUCAGCAACAACACGAAAAAAAACGAAGAAAAAGAGAUUUUUCUGGAGAUAUGGCAGAUUUUAAAGAUUUUCCAUCAUUUUUUCACGAGUAUAACUCUAGAUUACAAGAGAGUUAUCGUCGUCAAACAAAUCGUGGCGUUCCUCUUCAGAAUUUAUUUACUGAUCCAUUAUUUAAAGAACAGUGGUAUUUAAAUGGUGGCGCAAAAGAUGGCUUUGAUAUGAAUCUUGGUCCUGCUUGGCAAAAGGGAUAUACUGGAAAAGGUGUUGUUAUAUCUAUUCUUGAUGAUGGCAUUCAAACUAAUCAUCCAGAUUUGGCUUUAAAUUAUGAUCAUGAAGCCAGUACGGAUAUUAAUGAUAACGAUGACGAUCCUAUGCCACGAGAUAAUGGAGAUAACAAACAUGGAACGAGAUGUGCUGGUGAAGUGGCUGCAGUCGCUUUUAACCGCUUUUGUGGAGUUGGUGUCGCUUAUAAUUCGAGUAUAGGAGGUGUUCGUAUGUUGGAUGGUCCGGUGAAUGACGCAGUUGAAGCACGUGCAUUGGGAUUGAACCCAGAUCAUAUUGAUAUUUACAGUGCUUCGUGGGGACCUGAAGAUGAUGGAAAAACAGUAGAUGGUCCAGGUCCACUUGCAAGGCGUGCUUUUAUUUACGGUGUAACCAGUGGUCGUCAGGGUAAGGGCUCAAUAUUUGUAUGGGCGUCGGGUAAUGGAGGUCGUCACACAGAUUCAUGUAAUUGCGAUGGUUAUACCAACAGUAUUUUUACCCUGUCAAUAUCGUCAGCGACACAAGGCGGAUACAAACCUUGGUAUCUCGAAGAAUGUAGUUCCACUCUAGCUACAACAUAUUCUUCAGGAUCGCCUGGGAGCGAUAAAAGCGUAACAACUGUUGAUAUGGAUGCAAGUUUACGUGAAGAUCAUAUUUGCACUGUUGAACAUACAGGUACUUCAGCUUCUGCACCACUUGCUGCUGGUAUAGCUGCUUUAGCUCUCGAAGCUAAUCCAACACUUACUUGGCGCGAUAUGCAAUAUCUUGUUGUUCUAACAUCACGCUCACAUCCAUUAGAAAAAGAAUCUGGAUGGAUACUGAACGGUGUCAAACGCAAGGUUUCUCAUAAAUUUGGUUAUGGUCUAAUGGAUGCUGGAGCAAUGGUAAUAUUAGCAGAACAGUGGAUAAAUGUUCCUACUCAACAUAUUUGUAAGUCUCAGGAAAUUAAUGAGGAUCGUCAAAUAUAUCCAAUUUUUAAUUACACAUUUAGUGUAUCUAUGGACGUUAAUGCAUGUACAGGCACACUUAAUGAAGUUCGAUUUCUCGAACACGUACAAUGCAAGGUUUCUUUAAGAUUUUUUCCGCGUGGUAAUCUACGUUUAUUGCUUACUUCACCUAUGGGCACAACAUCAACUCUUUUAUUUGAAAGACCACGUGAUGUUUUAAACUCAAAUUUCGAUGAUUGGCCAUUCCUCAGCGUUCACUUCUGGGGUGAAAAAGCAGAUGGACGGUGGAUACUUCAGGUAAUGAAUGCUGGUAUUCGACAUGUUAACUCACCUGGAAUACUGAAAAAGUGGCAAUUGAUUUUUUACGGAACGGAUUCUAACCCAAUUAGAAUACGUACUCGACAAUUUAAUCCUGUGCAGACUCUAUUUAACCCGGUUCGUUAUCUUGUAACCUAUUCAGUACAUCCGAAUAAUGUAGUAUCUAUUCCAAUAGUUAAUUAAAAUGUAAACUUCUUAUCCAAUUCUAACUUUUAGAGUUAUCAAGGUUUGUAUGUUGGUGCUGCUUCAUACGUUGAGGCAUCAAUGACAACAUUGGAUGGUUCAUCUGUGCCCCUUAUGACAAAUAGACUACCCGAUGAUGAAUCAAAUAUACAAGCUGAUAACUUAUUCCUAGAUUCGAUGAAACAAAUUCGUUUACACGAUUGUGAUCUUCAAUGCGAUGUCCAGGGUUGCUAUGGCAAAGGUCCAAUGCAGUGUGUCGCUUGCAAAAAUUAUCGUUUUGACAACACGUGUGUAAGUCAAUGUCCGCCCAAAAGUUUUCCAAAUCAAGGUGGUCUUUGUUGGCCUUGUCACGAAUCUUGUAAAACAUGUGCUGGUGUCGGUCAGGACUCUUGCCUAUCAUGUGCUUCUGCCCACUUGCGUGUUACAGACUUAUCAAUUUGCCUUCAACAAUGUCCUGAAGGCUAUUUUGAAAAUGCAGAAAACAGUACAUGCGUACCAUGCGAAGCAAAUUGUGCAAGUUGCUCAAAUCGGCCUGAUCAUUGUACUAGUUGUGAACAUCAUCUGGUUCUUCAUGAAAAUAAGUGUUAUGCCGCCUGUCCUUUAUACACGUAUGAAACUCAAGAUUAUAAUUGUGCGAUUUGUCAUGUUACAUGCGAAACAUGUAAUGGCACUGCUAAUAAUCAAUGUAUUAGUUGUCGAUCGGGUCUCUUUUCUUUUCAAGGCGAAUGCAGACUCUCCUGUCCGAAUGGUUACAUUGCUGAUAAAAAACGUGGAGAGUGUGUCACCUGCCCAUUAGGUUGCACUAACUGUACAGUUGAAAGCUGUACAAAAUGCGAACUUGGCUGGAAUCUAAACAAGAAAGAUUUGUGCGUUCCGGAAUUUGGCUCUCGUUGCAAAAGUUUCGAAUUUUAUGAGGAUGGCGAAUGCAAAUCUUGUCAUUCCACCUGCAAGACUUGUGCCGGGUCUACUGAAGAUUUUUGCAUAACUUGUCAAAGUCCUUUAAUGCUUCAAAAUAAGCGCUGUGUUCUUCAGUGUGAUUCAGGAUAUUACAAUGAAAUACAAGGUUCUAGGUCGGUUUGCGUACCCUGCUUACACACUUGUUCCAAAUGCGUCUCUAAACUCAAUUGUACUUCAUGUCGAAAUGGACUGCAACUACAAAGUGGAGAGUGCAGAUCCACUUGUAUUCAUGGAUAUUACAGUGAUAGAGGUCGGUGUGCCAAAUGCUAUUUAUCUUGUAAAACUUGUUCUGGGCCAAGAAGAAAUCAGUGUGUUAGCUGUCCAAAAGGUUGGCAACUGGCUGCAGGUGAAUGCCAUCUAGAAUGCCCAGAAGGUUACUUUAAAACAACUUAUGGUUGUCAAAAAUGUCACCAUUAUUGUCGUACAUGUAAAGGAGAAGGCCCAUUAGAAUGUACAUCUUGUCCACCACGCUCAAUGCUUGAAGGAGGUAUGUGUAUGACCUGUUUUGGAGCGCAAUAUUAUGAUACCUUGACCCAGUUCUGCAGGAAUUGUCACGUGGACUGCAGUAAGUGUACUGGGUCUGGUAAAUUCAGCUGUUCAAGUUGUGUACCACCCCUCCAUCUGAAUAAAUUAAAUAAUCAAUGUGUACCCUGUUGUAAAGACGAAGAGAAGCUUGAUGAGGUUGAAGAGUGUUGCAUCUGUGAUUCCAAGACCGGUAGCUGCAGGAACAGUUCUCCGGCUGGUAAAAGAAGAGUUUCUGGAGUGGAGUCUAUACCUGUCAAAACAACUUCGAAUCUCGUUCUUCAAUUGGAGAAUAGUAAAAAAAAUUUUAAUGUAAAAGAUGAGUCGAUUAAUUUUGCUGUAACAGCAGGAACAACAAUAGCCGUAGCUAUCUGCAUGGCAUCGAUCGCAAUAUUUGCUACAAUAUUCGUCGUACUACAGACAAUAUCAAAUAGAAGAGAAAUUGCUUUGGGAUAUACAAAAUUGUCUGUAAGAAUAGAUCCUUCGGAUGAUGCCUAUGUUGAUGGAGCAAUGGAAUAUAUAACGUAAAUCUGUUAUUUAAGAAUUUAUAAUUAGGCCUUACAUUCUUGAUUGUUGGACAAUACUUGUACACAUUGAAUAUUGUCAAUUCUAUAUGUGUGUAUACACGAAUAAGAAAAUACAUAAAGAAUUUUAUUAGAAAUGUAGACUGUAUUACGUUUUCAAAUAUGAAACUAUAUUGUUUUCAAUUAAAUUUUUAAAAUGUAGGCCAAUAUAAGAUGAGAGAGAACAACCAUAACUACAUACCUAGAAUUCUUUAUUCAAAUCGAACAAAAAAAAAAUGAAUAAAUAAUGUACAAAAAAA